This is a messenger RNA of Anopheles moucheti, 3099 nucleotides long. RefSeq lists its product as uncharacterized. Bases 209 to 1213 code for a protein of 334 amino acids. The record is from RefSeq and is a predicted model, not a curated record. The transcript is spliced from 5 exons. Lineage: Eukaryota; Metazoa; Arthropoda; Insecta; Diptera; Culicidae.
CACACCUACUACUUUGUUGCCUAAAUUGUCGCCUAAAGUACGCGCCAAGCCUCGAAAAAGUUAACAGUGGUACCGUGGUUCCGCGCCGUGGUCAGGUAUUCCGACGAAUAAGGGCUGAGCAGAGUAAAAGAUCACAACCAGCCCUAAAGCGAUACGGCGCUGUGGAACCGCCACCUUUCCCACGCAAUUGAUUGUACCGUUCAAUGCAAUGGCACCCUUUAAGCUUAAGUUCCGCAUGGGUAGUGGGUCGUCGCGUAGUACCUCUCAGGAGCAGGAUGUCGUAGUAGAUAGUCAAUCCAAUCCCGUCGGACCGCUUUUGAGCAGUGCGAGCGCAAAUGAUUUUGGUAGCAGCACCACCCUUGAUUCAGAGCAGAAUAACGAUAGCCUUGUGUCGAUGAGCAACGAUCGGCGCGCCUUAAUACUGACCAGUAACACUACCAACGAACCAAUACUAGGAUAUGACAAUCCUUCGCUCACCAACACUGAGCCUGCGAAUGUUAUACCACUAAGCCCACCGCCAUCGUACGAGCAUGUGUUAGAAGAGAAUCGACUCGCUGCUUUGGAUAAAGAGAACAAUCGAACAUCGUUACUGAACCUUUCACCCACUGCGCUCGGGUACGAGAUGAUGUCCAACAAUCAAUCGGCUGGGACGGACCAUCAACUGCCUUGCACGGAGCAAGGUACGCCGGGUGAAGCGAAAAAGCAGGAAUCCAUCGAUUCCUCCCUGUACACCUGCAGCUCCACCACCACACCGUCGCAGGAGAACCUACUAACCUGCACCGGAUCCUGUGACCCACUGUACCAGCUGAGCUGCAACGAAGGUUUACAGGAUUUGGCGGAAGAAAUGGAAACGAUGGCGAUCGAUGAAACAUGCCUAUCCAACGAAAACCAAGACACACUCUCGUUGGACGAGGAGUGCAGUUCGUACAGCAACUCACAACCGAUCUACGAUCCACACACUGCCCCGAAGGCGGAAGUCAAGGGCCCGGAGAUACUGUACAAAUCGAGCAAACAGCUCUACAAAGCGGUUGCUAAAGAGUGUGGCAUCACGUGUAAGAUGUCCGAUCAGUGCCGCUGCUUGGACUGUCAGAGCCGUUACUUUGACUGUGAAUACGAUCAGAACGAAAAUGAGAAAACUGAUGGAGGAUUAGGUGCUGGUACGCCUAUGUUCAUCAGUGAGGUCAUACACGGUACCGCCUGCACCAUACUCUAAAUCUACAGAUGAAGAUACGCUACCGAACCACUAGCCUCCCCCUCCCUCCUCCAGCUCAUGCACAAUUACCCGUGGAAUAAUUGAACCAGCAAGCUCAUUGUCGAACCCCAACCACAACCGAAAUCCCAGGCAAAACUAUCGGUUGCACAAAUACAGUCCCGAGGAGCAAGUGUGAUACGGUCUGCAACAAUCGGCACGGCAUCAACAGAUAGAUUUGCAUGCACAUCUUCCUACCAGUUCAUACCGCGCCCGCUCUCGUCCGGCUGGGGUUACCAACCCAUUCUAGUUGUCCAUGUUUGUCCUACAACUACAAUGCACAACGUUUACGGAUGCUAGACCUACCAUAGGAUAGAUAGAUAAGUAUAGACACAUCGAUGGCCUUCAAUGACUUGCGUUAAUGAUUCUUAGGGCUAAAAAUUGAUUUUACCAACGAAUUUUUUUUACAUCGACAGUAUAUAGGGCGAGAAACGGUGGUGCAAAGGAUAAAAAAAAACGGACAGUUAUAAACAUCGGGCACUAUAUGUGGAAAGGCCAACCGAAGUUUUGUUUUUUCCCCCUUAAAUUAACUCAAAAUGGUGAUACUACUAGUGCAAGCAUACCCAACAAAGCCUGCAUAUUUACCGAUAACCAUAUUGAUGUUUAGUAUUUCCUAUCCCUAGUACCGUAACAGUAGAAGGCAACGCAUUUUGAAAACGGAAACAGUAUUUAAUCGUAAGAAAUCCACUGAUCAUUCUGUGCUGCAGAAUCUCUACAUUGAAACACUUUGAAUUGGUAUACAUUUUUGAACGAAGGUAAAGAUAAAGUAAACAACAGGCUCGGUUCAAUUGGGGAUGAUCGAAAGAUCUUCUGCCCAUUCUACAGAGGGUCACCUAAUUGUUUGUUCAGUUGCUGACUUGUUGUGUCACACAGCAGUGUUCGAAACAGGAGUGUGGUUAAUAUGGGUAACAUUUGCUGCAUUGAACAAACGUAUCCUUCUAUCCAAGUAUCGUGUUAGUGCAGGAUGUGCAGGAAGACACUAAGAGCCAAAAUUCCGAAAACACGCAACUUGAAUCUCCCGAACAGAACGAAGCAUAAAAUAUAUGAACGGUAUAUAUUUUUGUAGCAAACAGGCAGGCAGGUGUGGGUAGGAUAUUAAUACAACCAUGGUACUGAUAUGAAUAUAUAUAUAUAUAUAUAUUUACAAAUAGCAAAUUGGAGCAUAACGGAACAGAGCGAGUUAUGCAACACGGAAAGCAUUAUUGAGAGAAACACAAGUACGCGGUGUGGGGACGAUAUUGAAAUUGAUGUCAUCCUCAGCAAAAACCAAAACUGAACCAAUCCUUGGCUUUCGAGGCGUUAAGCACAACACUCAUUCCCGUGACAACCAGUUAGAGAGCUAUUCUUUCGAAUCAUCUUUCAAACCCAAAAACAAACCAAACGAAACAAACGAACUAACAGCGAUCUAAAUCAGCGGUCUAAAUGCAAGCAAACGUGAUGCCUAGAUUACCGAUCAAUACUGACCAUGGUAGUCGUUGCUACUGUAAACCGUUCAAUUUGCACGGGUCAAUGUGGGUAUUAAAAUGAGCGAUCGCGUAAUAUGUUAGAAAAUGAACGAACAAACAUAUAACCAACACAAAAACACACACCAUCGGGGUACCCCACAGAGCGUGCAUAUAAGGACGGAUAGUAAACAAUUACCGCUGAACGACGUGCAGCAUGCCGCACUUUACUACUAGUUAACCCCAUUGGCGAUAAAACUAACAGUAACAAAAAUUUAAACUACAUAUACAAAACGAAUUCAACACUUAACGACUGUCUUGUCUUGUGUCAAUCUGCAAACGCGCUAGUGUAACCUAUUUUAAAUCUGUUUGACCUAAAACAAUAUGUUUUGAACCCUACUACGUUCC